UAAAACACAAGUCGAAUCUUGUGCCUGCCUUGUUUAGACAGUACACUCUGCUGUAAUAAAGUACUCACUCUUCACACACACACUUCACUUUCCCAAAUUCUAUCAAUCUAUCUCUUUCACACACACUCAAUGUCGAUGAACGGCGAAUCUACUCCGCCGCCGAUGAUCGGAAAGAUCGGCCCAUACACGGUGUUCGUGACUCCUCCGGCCACGCCUAAAACUUCCGCAACUCCGCAUUCGCAUCAAACCUCGCCUCUCUCUUCGUCAAUCCCGAGGAGAUUUGAUUCUCCGUCGGUUCAGUCCGGGUCUCCUCCGCCGGUUCAGUUUAAGUCUCCUCCGCCGGUUCUUCCUCCUCCGGUUCAUUAUAGUCCCAAGGAUGGGAGUUCUUCUUUCGCUUUCUUUUGGGACGCGGUUGCUAAAGUGCAACACGCGCAUUCGAGUUUGGAUGGGUAUGUGGCGCACUGGUUUGGACUGAAUCAGUCAAAGUAUCAGUGGGCAUUGGAUGAUUACUACGAGUCUAAAGGAGGAGUGGAUCACGUAGAUGCAAAGGUAAAAGAUAUAUCUCGGAAAACUGAAAGUGUAUAACCUGUUUGAUAGGCAGGUUUUCUAUGAAGAAAGGAUUAAGCGAUGGAUCCUAAUCUGUAAACUAGUAUGUCAAAAUUUAUUUACAGAAUUUCCUAUCUUUUGGAAAGGAUCUGUCAUUAACUGUAUGUGGAUCUGGAUGUUGCAAUUUUCUAGCUUCUUUCCAGUAUGUCCCACCAGUAUUGUUUUCAUACCAAUAUUUAUGCCUGUAUCAUGUCGUAGUUUACUCGUUCGUUAUAAGCUUUGUUGAUGUUUGCUGCUGGGCUGCCACCAAGUUUAAAAUGGUGGCAUGAACGUGUAUUAAUUAAUGCAUGUAAUCUCUUUUUUGGGUAAAAUAAUGUUACUGUGAUUAAAGAUGUAGACUUCACAGAUCACUCA
Molecule: messenger RNA, 960 nt
Organism: Daucus carota subsp. sativus
Lineage: Eukaryota; Viridiplantae; Streptophyta; Magnoliopsida; Apiales; Apiaceae
Exons: 4
Coding region: 130-585 (151 amino acids)
Source: RefSeq, a predicted model, not a curated record